Messenger RNA from Cladophialophora carrionii CBS 160.54, 303 nucleotides. RefSeq lists its product as uncharacterized. The transcript has a single exon. Gene Ontology annotation, molecular function: ubiquitin protein ligase activity. Gene Ontology annotation, biological process: reciprocal meiotic recombination. NCBI's taxonomy places the organism in Eukaryota, Fungi, Ascomycota, Eurotiomycetes, Chaetothyriales, Herpotrichiellaceae. The annotation marks the transcript as partial. The record is from RefSeq and is a predicted model, not a curated record. Gene Ontology annotation, cellular component: synaptonemal complex.
UGCCAUUGUCACCACUUGCGCGCAAGUUCCCUGCCGUGUCUUACUGGCCUCUAUCUGACAACAGCUAGACACGUCUUCUGCACCGACUGCGCCGACAAAACUGGGCUGACGGGAACACCACAAGAACAGCGUCAGUGUCCCAAUUGCGAAGCUGAUCUUCGCCAUUCUCAUGACGUUGUGCGUAACCUUUUGAGGCCGCCGGACGACUACAAGGCGAGUGUCCUUGCUGGUCUUGAUCCCGCUACCAUCAUCGAGUGUGCUCAGAAAGCAUUGACUUUCUGGACAUACCAAAACGCUCAGGAG